GCUCUCUGUGCGCAGGCGCGCUGAACAGGGCCCUUCGCGGCUAGGUGCGCAGGCGCCUCGGGCUCUGCUAACUGUGGAAGCAAUGGACGCGCUGGAGUCGUUGUUGGACGAAGUGGCCUUGGAGGGGCUUGAUGGCUUGUGUUUGCCUGCUCUGUGGAGCCGUCUGGAGUCUCGAGUGCCUCCCUUCCCGCUGCUGUUGGAGCCCUACACGCAGGAGUUUUUGUGGCGCGCUCUUGCCACGCAUCCGGGCAUCAGCUUCUAUGAGGAGCCUCGGGAGCGCCCCGACCUCCAGCUGCAGGACCGGUAUGAAGAAAUUGACUUGGAAACUGGAAUAUUGGAGUCCCGGAGGGACCCGGUCUCUUUGGAGGAUGUCUACCCCAUUCAUAUGAUCUUAGAGAAUAAGGAUGGCAUCCAGGGCUCGUGCCAGUUCUUUAAGGAGAGGAAGAACAUUACCAGUAACAUCAGGAGCAAGUCUUUGCAGCCUCGUUGUACGAUGAUGGAGGCAUUUGACAGGUGGGGCAAGAAGCUGAUCAUUGUCGCCUCCCAAGACAUGCGCUACAGGGCGCUGAUAGGCGCAGAGGGGGACCCUGACCUGAAGCUCCCCGACUUCUCCUAUUGCAUCUUGGAGCGACUCGGCCGGUCCAGGUGGCAAGGGGAGUUGCAGCGAGACCUUCACACCACCGCUUUCAAGGUUGACGCUGGAAAGCUUCAUUAUCACCGGAAGAUCUUGAACAAAAACGGGCUCAUUACGAUGCAGUCACAUGUGAUCCGAUUGCCCACAGGAGCCCAGCAGCACUCCAUCCUCCUGCUCCUGAACCGCUUCCACGUGGACAGGAGGAGCAAAUACGACAUCCUCAUGGAGAAGCUCUCGGGGAUGCUGAGCACCCGGAGUAACCGGAUCGAGACGCUGGGCAGACUGCGGGAGGAGCUGGGGCUGUGUGAGAGGACUUUUAAGCGUCUGUACCAGUACAUGCUGAACGCGGGGCUGGCCAAGGUGAUAACCCUCCCCUUACAAGAGAUUCACCCUGAAUGUGGACCCUGCAAGACCAAAAAAGGGACUGACGUCAUGGUCCGGUGCCUCAAGCUGCUGAAGGAGUUCAAGAAGAAGGUGGAAGAUGACCACGAUGACGAUGACGAUGAGGAAGUCAUCUCCAAGGCCGUGCUUCCCGUGGACAUCGUUUACGAGCGGGAUAUGCUCACGCAGACCUAUGACCUCAUUGAGCGCAGAGGCACGAAAGGAAUUUCCCAAGCUGAAAUCCGAGUGGCCAUGAACGUGGGGAAGCUGGAAGCAAGAAUGCUGUGCCGGCUUCUUCAAAGGUUCAAGGUUGUCAAGGGGUUCAUGGAGGACGAAGGCCGGCAGCGGACCACCAAGUACAUCUCAUGCGUGUUCGCUGAGGAGAGCGACCUGAGCCGGCAGUACGCGCGGGAGAAGGCCCGGGGCGAGCUGCUGACCACCGUGAGCCUGGCCUCCAUGUCCGAGGAGCCGCUGCUGCCUGAAGGCGAGGACGCCUUUCUCUCCGAGUCGGACAGCGAGGAGGAGGGCAGCAGGGUCAGCAAGCGCAGGGCCCGGGGAGCCCAGCCCCACGUGCGGCCGUCUGCGGAGUUCGGGCCUGGUGCGCAGCCUCAGCACUCCACCCCGACCAAGGGCGGGUGGAAACUGCUCAACCUUCACCCCUUGAAGAGGCAGCUGCCUUCCUCCCCAGGGGCUGCUGAGGAGCGAGCCUCCCGGAGCUCGGGGGCCAGGGACAACCUGGACACCAGCGGCUCCUCGGACUUCAACGUGUCCUUCGGCUCCCACUGCAUGGAGAGCGCCAGUGGCGACAUAGCCAUGAUCGAGGAGGUGCGGCUGGACAACCCCAAGGAGAGUGGCAGCUCCCAGAAGGCUGGGAAGCAUAGCACAGGCCUGGAGAAGCCCCACAAGACUUACCGCCUGCUGAAACGCCGGAAUCUGAUCAUAGAAGCUGUCACCAACCUUCGCCUGAUUGAGAGCCUGUUCACGAUUCAGAAGAUGAUCAUGGAUCAGGAGAAGCAGGAGGGCGUGUCUACCAAGUGCUGUAAGAAAUCCAUUGUGCGGCUGGUGCGGAACUUGUCUGAGGAAGGCCUCUUGCGGCUGUAUCGGACCACAGUUAUUCAGGAUGGCAUCAAGAAGAAGGUGGAUCUGGUUGUGCACCCAUCCAUGGACCAGAACGACCCUCUUGUGAGAAGUGCCAUCGAGCAGGUUCGCUUCCGGAUCUCUAAUUCAACCACAGCAAACAGGGGGAAGGUUCCCCAGCCUCCAGCACCUCCAGAGGAGGUAGAAGAAGAAAGUCAAGGACAAGAGGAACCAAGCAGAUCGGGAGACUGUGACAUGAAUGCGUCCUCUAAACCAGAGAGUGGGCGGGGGAAAAAGACCGAUGAGAAGAUGGGCGUGACCCCGAUGAAAAAUUACCACCCUGUUGUAGUUCCUGGCCUUGGGCGCUCUCUCGGGUUCCUGCCCAAGAUGCCUCGCCUGCGGGUGGUGCACACGUUCCUCUGGUACCUGAUCUACGGGCACCCUGCCUGCUAUGUAAUGGAGAAGCCAGUGUUGUUUGGCAGUGAGAGGAGAGGCGGCAGGCACCCCAGAGGUGACUGGGAUGCCUCGGAUCUCAGGGACAAUCCAGACGGUGUCACCUGGGAGACUGAGGUGGAGCUGUCCACAGAGACAGUGUACGUGGACGACGCCUCGUGGAUGCGCUUCAUCCCUCCCAUCCCGGUCCACAGGGACUUUGGCUUUGGCUGGGCGCUCGUCAGUGACAUCCUCCUCUCGCUGCCCCUCUCCAUCUUCGUCCAGAUUGUGCAAGUCAGCUACAAGGUGGACAACCUCGAGGAGUACCUGAACCACCCUCUGAAGCAGCACACGCUCAUCCGCUUCCUCCCCAGGCCCAUUCGGCAGCAGCUCCUGUACAAGAGGCGGUACAUCUUCUCGGUGAUGGAGAGCCUGCAGAGACUGUGCUACAUGGGGCUACUGCAGUUCGGCCCCACGGAGAAGUUCCAGGACAAGGACCAGGUUUUUGUCUUCCUGAAGAAGAAGGCAGUCAUCAUUGAUACUACCAUCUGUGACCCCCAUUACAACCUGGCCCACAGCAGCCGGCCCUUCGAGAGGCGGCUCUAUGUGCUGAACUCCAUGCAGGAUGUGGAGAGCUACUGGUUCGAUCUGCAGUGCGUCUGCCUCAACACCCCGCUAGGUGUGGUGCGCUGCCCAGCCGUCCCGAAGAACAGCGCCGACCACGCCAGUGACGAGGAGGGCAGCCUGCGGAAGGAGCAGGAGAAAGCCGUUGACAAGCACAACCUGGAGCGCAAGUGCGCCAUGCAGGAGUACACCACGGGCAGCCGGGAGAUCAUGGAUGAAGGCCACAUCCCUGGCGACGGGUUGGGAGCCGCUGGACUCGAUUCCAGUUUCUAUGCACACCUGAAACGCAACUGGAUCUGGACCAGCUACAUCAUCAAUAAAGCCAGAAAGGAGAACAUCACUGCAGAGAACGGGCUCACAGUGAGGCUCCAGACGUUUCUGUCCAAGCGCCCUUUGCCACUCGGAGCUGCAGGCAGUAGUAGGCUGCCCCUCUGGGGGGAAGCGAAAGCGGGCAGUGAGCUCUCUGCCCACCGGGAGCAGUUUGGGAUGGAGCGGGAGCCCACACUGGGCCGAAGCCGAAGGGUGAAGGGCGGCAGAAACCAGAAGCGGAAGCGGCUGAGGAAGGACCCUGUCAGGAGGACCAAGCGGAGGAGAAAAGCUCCAGGACAGCUGUUGGAGGACCCCUCAGCUCUCCCCUUGGUGAUUCUAGAGGAGCUGCCAGGAGCCAAAAUCAAAAGGCCGCGCUACCACGACGAGGCCGACCAGAGUGCCCUGCGGAGGAUGACGCGGCUGCGUGUGUCCUGGUCCACGCAGGAGGACGGGCUGCUUGUGCUCUGCCGAAUCGCUAGCAACGUCCUCAAUUCCAAGGUGAAGGGCCCGUUUGUCCCCUGGCAGGUCGUGCGGGACAUCUUGCAUGCCACCUUUGAAGAGUCUCUGGAUAAAACAUCUCACUCCGUUGGACGAAGAGCUCGCUACAUUGUGAGGAACCCACAGGCCUAUAUGAACUACAAGGUUUGCCUGGCUGAGGUGUACCAGGACAAAGCACUGGUUGGCGAUUUCAUGAACCGAAAAUGUGACUAUGAGGACCCGAAGGUUUGCGCCAAGGAGUUUAAAGAGUUUGUGGAGAAGCUCAAAGAGAAGUUCAGUUCCGCUCUGAGGAAUCCCAACCUCGACAUCCCAGACACGAUGCAGGAGCUGUUCGCGAGGUACCGAGUUUUGGCAAUUGGAGAUGAAAAGUACCGGACGAGGAAAGAGGACGAGCUCAGCAGCGUGGAGGACAUCCAGUUCCUGGUGCUGCAGAACCUGAUCCAGAGCACGCUGUCCCUCUCCAACAGCCAGGUGAAGUCCUGCCAGUCCUUCCAGAUGUUCCGCCUCUACCGUGAGUACAAGGAGCCGGUGCUGGUGCGGGCCUUCAUGGAGUGUCAGAAGAGGAGCCUGGUCAAUCGGCGCCGGGUCAGCCACACAACAGGCCCCAAGAAGAACCGGGCCCUGCCCUUCGUGCCCAUGUCCUACCAGCUGUCGCAGUCCUACUAUAGGCUCUUUAACUGGCGAUUUCCCAGCACCAUCUGCACAGAGUCCUUCCAGUUCUUUGACAGUCUCCGGGCUGCCGGCAGGCUGGACCAGUCCGAUCCUUUUUGCUUCAAAGACCAGGAUAACAGUGAGCCCCCAGCUGGCAUGGUGGCAUUUUCCCUGGACGGCCCCGGCGGACACUGUGCGACCGCCCUGACCCUCUGGUCCCUGGGCCUCGUUUCCGUGGAUGUCAGGAUCCCAGAGCACAUCCUGGUGGUGGACAGCGCGAUCAUGAAGAGCCUGGGGAAGGAUGGGGCCUUGGAGGACGAGGAGGACGAGGAGGAAGACCUGGAUGAAGGCACGGGGGCCAAGCGAGCGGGCGUCGAGGUGAAGGCGCACCAGGCCUCCCACACGAAGUACCUGCUGAUGCGGGGCUGCUGUGUGCCCGGCCUCAUCAGCACGCGCAACCUCAACCCCAACGACAGCGUGGUGGUCAACUCCUGCCAGGUGAAGUUCCGGCUCCGCUGCAGCCCGCUGGACACCCAGCUCAAGCCCGCCGACCCCUCUCUGCAAGAGCUGACGGAGGGGACCUCCUGCCUCCCCAACUCCUUCACCAGGCUGAUGGAGCCGCCAGGAAACAUGGUCAGCCGGGAGGAGUUUGCCCGCCAUGGGGUGCUGUCUGGGUACAGCCCCGAGGACCUGUCUGCCGCCCAGGAGAUCUGGCAGGCUGUGGUCUCCGCCGGCUGUUUUGGGAUUGACAAGGAGAAGCUGAGCAGUCAGUUCUUGGCCUUGGAGAACACGGCGGGCUCCAAGACAUUCCAAGACUAUAUCCAGGACCUCUUGGCAUGGAGCCAGGUGCUGGAAGUCGGCAGCAACACCGUCCGCCUGGUGGCCAUGGCCUUCGCCCGCCCCUGGCUGCUGCACUCAGUGCGGCUGAAGGACACAGAGGAGGAUGCCCCGGCCACACUCCCCGAGGGACCUGCCAGCGAGAGGCUGGCUCCGCCUUCUCAGAGCACCAAGCGCCGCCCACGCUGGGCCAGCCAGAGCAGUGACACCGACGCCGACACCGAUGCUGAGUAUACCCGGAAGCCCCCUGCAAAGAGGCUCAUGCUCCAGCACGUGCACUGGGCCCCUGGCCCCAGGCUGGCAGCAGAGGAGGGGGUGGAAACCCUGGCUUGGGCUCCACCCCUGGCUCUUGAAGACCCAGGUGCAGGGGGCACCGGGCAGGAGGACCAAGAGCGAGGCCUGCCCAGCUCCCUGGGCCCAGAGCCGCUGAGCACUCAGGCCCAGCUUCCAGAGGGCUCGGAAGACCCCAGAGGGCUCCUCGAUGCCACUGGGGCUGGUGGCCUCUCCCAGGCACCUCCAGAAAAGGACUGUGAGGACAUCUGCUUCAUCGGCCGCCCGUGGCGCGGUGUGGAUGGCCUCCUGAACAUGCCGGUGUGCAAGGGCAUGAUGGAGGCCCUGCUCUACCACGUCAUGAGCAAGCCCGGCGUCCCUGAGAGCAGCCUGCUGCAGCACUACCAGGGCGUCCUGCAGCCUGUCGCCGUGCUUGACCUGCUCCAGGGCCUGGAGUCUCUCGGCUGCAUCCGGAAGCGUGUGCUGAGGAAAUCCCCCACCGUGUCGCUGUUCUCUGAGCCUGGCGUGGCAGGGCCCGGGCCUGAGGUGCCCUUGGGGCUGAGUGGCAGCACCGAAGCCUUCUAUGAGCCCACGCUGGACUGCACCAUCCGCCUGGGCCGCAUCUUCCCGCCCAAGGUCAACUGGAACAAGUGGAUCCACCUGUAGACCUGCCCUGGCCACACUGGUCCCCCGGCACCCCUAGGAUCAGACGAGCCUGGAGCAGAUAGGUCUGUGUCCAGCUCCUGUGAGGGGACAGUGCACUGGCCAGAGCCAGGGCCUGCGGUUCCUGCUGCCCCCGGACGCUGGGCAGAGGGCGCCCUGGCCCGCUCCUCGGCUCCUCUGGGCCGCCCAGGAGCCUGGCUCUCCACCCUUGGCCUGUGCAUCCCUCAGCCAGCGGGGUCCCCGCCCUCUGCUGCUCCUGCUCCCUUGGCCGCUCAGCCGCUUCUGUGGGCAUGUCCUGCGCUCACUCACUCCCUGCAGCUGCCUGGCCUCUGAACCCAGCUCCAGUGAGCCUUGGAGGGGUGGCUGCUGUUGCCACCACUGCAGGCUGCCGGCUCUCCGAGUGCCCAAGGGCCUUGCGCACCAUAGCAGGAGGCCCACCCGAAGCCCCGCCCCGCCCACCAGAAAGGUGGUCCCUGUAGGUCCUGGUUCUUUUGUUUUGUUUUUUCAGCCUCCUUCCUCAUUUACAAACAAGUCCUCUGGCGUGUAUUUAUUUAUUUUUUAAUUACAGUGGAAUGAAUGCACUUAGCUUAGCAUGUUUCUGCACGGUUGUCCCUGGGGCCCCUGCUCAGCUGAAACAGCCGGGAGUGGCUGUGCCUAGGAAGGCAGGACAGGGAAGCCAGCUGAGCCUCUGUGUUCCCCACUGCAGGAUGGAGGCGUGGGCAGCCCUGCCCACCCCCUUGGCCCGGGACCCCUGCAUCGGCCCCAGGUCUGACCCUCACCAGCCUGUGGGAGGGGUGCAGUCCCUUGAAAGCUCUCUCUGGCUGACAGUGUGUAAAUUGUUUUCAGUUACUGACAUUUUUUUAAAUGUGUUGGUUUCACCUUUAAACAA
Messenger RNA from Heterocephalus glaber (naked mole-rat), 7265 nucleotides. RefSeq names its product general transcription factor IIIC subunit 1 (gene Gtf3c1). Gene Ontology annotation, molecular function: DNA binding. Gene Ontology annotation, biological process: 5S class rRNA transcription by RNA polymerase III; transcription initiation at RNA polymerase III promoter. The record is from RefSeq and is a predicted model, not a curated record. Lineage: Eukaryota; Metazoa; Chordata; Mammalia; Rodentia; Bathyergidae. Gene Ontology annotation, cellular component: transcription factor TFIIIC complex.